GCCAAAUGAAACUUAAGGAGAGCAGCAGGAGUCACAUUCUUAGCAGAGGAUUUAAAAGGAGAAGCUCACUUUGAGACCAGGGGACCUUGCAGGCAGACUGAAGCAGAUUUCCAGAUGGAGGAAGUGAAAAUGCUCUCACGUGGAAAUGUCCUUAAUCUUCUUUGGCCCCUUCUGCUUUUCAGUGUCUCUGGAAGCGCUUUCGAUUUCCACCUAUUUGAGAAUGUCCCGGAAGUACGAGAGGGCGCCAUUAAGCUCUCUGGUUUGAAGAGUCCGUGGCAAGGUCGAGUGGAAGUCUACCACAAUGGCAAAUGGGGAACCGUGUGUGACGACGGCUGGGACAUGGCUGAGGCUCAGGUGGUGUGUCGUCAGCUCAAUUUCCCCGGGGCUGUUUCUGUCGUCAUCGGGGAGAACUACGGACAAGCACCUGGGCCUAUUUGGCUGGAUGAUGUGAAAUGUGACGGCACAGAGAAGAGUCUUUUCGCUUGUAAUAUCAACAAGUGGGGGGUGAGUGACUGCACCCACAAGGAAGACGUUGGCGUUAUUUGCCAAUCAUGGAAUCGAAGCGCUACUGUCCUGGACUACACACAUUCGCUAGACCACAGCAUCAAUCUGGCGGAUGAGCUCGGCGCCCUGUUUGACAGCGGGACAGGCUGUGACUUCCUGAUCGUCCUUCAGGGCAUCACUGGACCCAACAGCACAUGGGAGAUGACUGAGACCACCAUCUGCGCUCACAAAUUCAUCCUCUUGCAAUUCCCGUCCUUUAAUACGUCGGAGAGUACCAUUGUCGACAUCAACCUGUCUUGCCAAACUCAUUUCACCAGUUUUGUGAGGUACCUGUACACUCGUAAAAUUGAUGUGACCUUCGCCUCGGCGCAAUGCCUACACUGGAUGGCUUCCAAGUUUAGGGUGAAGCAACUGAUGGAGGACAUAGGCCGAAUGUUUACCCAAAUCCUCACGGAGGAUGCCACAUUUCACACCCAGGUGUCCCUUCUUCAGUACGCCAUUGAAACUGAAGACCCUGUCCUGCAGGAGAACUGCAUACAGUAUCUGGCUUGGAACUUCCAGAAACUGAGCCAGUCGCCUGCUUGGCUCACCGUCUCCAAGGGAAUCCUCGCAACCCUACUAUUCCGCACAGACCUGGUGGUGCCAGAUGAGUAUUUUCUGCUUCGGUCCUUGGAGAGCUGGGUCCAAGAGAAGGGCAACUCGUCCACUUUGGAAGACCAGGUUGAGCUACUAAAUCUUGUCCGCUUUCCAAUGAUCUCUGCUGAGAAACUGUAUGAGCUGGAGGUCAACUCGUCCCUCUAUGAUAUUCAUAAGAACUUGUAUCAGGAGAAGAUGUUCAAGGCGUUGCAGUUCAAUGUUCUGCUCUUCAGUACGAGUGCCUCGCAACCCGAUUUCAGCGAAAAUGACAAUUACCAGCCCAGGAUCUACACCGCUGAGCCAUGGAGCAUUCUGUUUAACCGCACGAGAGAAAAUGAAAUCCUGUAUCUUUCCCAAAGUAAUUACCACAGGAGGUCGCAUACCCGUUACGGUAGUGGGUACUAUUAUACUCCCACUAUCAGGCCACGCAUAGAAACCGUAUUCGAGAGGUUCAGGACGCCAUUUCACAAAAGCUUGCUCUUUAAAGCUGACAAAAUAGAUUGGGAUGCGUACUUAAUCAGGACCAAAAGUGAGUGUGCGGCUAGAGGUUACAAUUGCGACUCGGUCCCGGUCGCCAUACUGUCUAGCCGAAACGCGCUUAAACGAAACAACAUCAUCUUCCGCAACAAGCUCGUGGUUGCGUGUGAGGACAAGUACAUCUGCCAUGUUCAGGACUUCAAAAACAACAUGGCGUACGUGGCCACCAACGGUACCCAGGUUCUGGCCUGUCCUUGCCUCGGUGAAAAGUACCUCUACCACUUCGUUGUGAGGCCGGAAUUCGUCUGAAAACGAAAAUGAUUUUUAUUUUCCGCUGUAUGUUAUCUAUGCUAGUUUGACACAGCUAUACACAAUAUUGACGCUACUACCAGGUGCUUCAGUCAGCCAGGGUUCUAAGCAUACCAAGCAAUCACUGCGUUGUUACCCUUUCAGGAAACAUGACCAAAAAUGACUACAAUUGUUAACAUUAGCUUACCUUUUUUGUGCACUAUUAUUGAUAUGUCUAUACUUUGCUGCAUCCUUUGUAAUGAAUUAUCAGUAAAUAAAUGGCAUUCCUAAUCCAGUA
Molecule: messenger RNA, 2203 nt
Organism: Nerophis lumbriciformis (worm pipefish)
Lineage: Eukaryota; Metazoa; Chordata; Actinopteri; Syngnathiformes; Syngnathidae
Product: galectin-3-binding protein B-like
Cellular component (GO): membrane
Source: RefSeq, a predicted model, not a curated record